This is a messenger RNA of Paramecium octaurelia, 321 nucleotides long. The record is from the annotation of a GenBank genome assembly. NCBI's taxonomy places the organism in Eukaryota, Ciliophora, Oligohymenophorea, Peniculida, Parameciidae.
AUGGCAGAAUAAAAAAAAAGAUUGAAUUCAUCUAUGACGUAUGAGGAGUAUGUGAGUUUUUUUGAAAAAGAACCAAAGAAGCCUACUCUAAAGCCAAAAUUAAAUCCAGAUCUUGCCAUGGAUCACUUGGAUCUCCUGAGUGAUGCUACCACUACUGACAAUUUUGAGUCCUUCUACCCAGAAGUGAUUGAUAAAUUGGAACAAAUCUAAGUUCUACCUUAGGAAUAAUCCCAAAGAAGAUAAAGAACUUAAAGUGAGAACAUUUCCUUCACAUUCCUUAGUUUCAUAUAGAAAAAAAUCGAAAGAAAGUAAUCAGAUUGA